CUGUCUGACGAGGGAUAUACCGUUUUGCUUUUCAGAAGCUUCGUAUCAACAAGCCUGCGAAUUAAGGUGGUUUACAAUCUCAGUGUUCUGGGUCUAACCAUGCAUGCUGCCCCCCUCCCUCUCUCUGAUACUACUGUCCCAGCCAUCUCACGCCAUGGCACGAAUCCCAAGCAGUUCGGCGGCGGUAUCUCCAGAUCUGAGUGGGGGCCAGAACAACGCCUUUGUGCCUAUUGAAUGAGAGCCCUGACACAUGGGACAGGGCGACGGCAGUUGGAUCUCCGAUAGCCGUAGGUCAGUACUCGGCUGUCGAUGCUGCCGCCGGCCAGCUGUCUACCUGUCCGGGGGAACCGAGUGCAUACAUAUAGGUCCGUGAGCCCAGGCCCGUCAUGCCGGGAUUCAGAGGUCAAGCUCGCAGCUGCUUGCUCCGCCACAGCAUACAACCGUAGUCUGAUUUCCCGACGAAUUGGUCCAAGAUGGUAACCGCAGCUCUCAGCCAGGGCGUCGGCUACGGCAUUGUCCUCGGCCUGGGCUUGCUAUUCGCCAUUGGCAUGAUCGCCACCACCUAUGUCCUCAAACGAUACAACAGGGAGCUGCAGACUUCCGAGAACUUCACCACGGCCGGGAGGACGGUCAAGUCCGGCCUCGUCGGCUCCGCGGUCGUCUCGUCCUGGACAUGGGCCGCCACGCUCCUCCAGUCCUCCGGCGUGUGCUACCGGUACGGCGUCUCUGGCCCGUUCUGGUACGCCUCGGGCGCCACCGUCCAGAUCCUCCUCUUCGCGACGCUCGCCAUUGAGCUCAAGCGCAGGGCGCCCAAUGCUCAUACGUUCCUCGAGGUCAUCAAGGCGAGGUACGGCACGGCCACGCAUCUCGUCUUCAUCGUUUUCGGCCUGAUGACCAACAUCCUGGUCACCCUGAUGCUCAUCGUGGGUGGUGCGGCGACCGUCAACGCGCUCACUGGCAUGCACACCGUCGCCGCGAUUUACCUGCUUCCCGUCGGUGUUGUCGCCUACACGCUUGUCGGCGGACUGAAAGCGACCUUCCUCACCGAUUGGGUCCACACCUUCAUCCUGCUCAUCAUCAUCAUCAUCUUCUCUUUGACGACGUACGCCAACUCCGACGUGCUCGGCAGCCCGUCCAAAGUCUACGACCUCCUCGUCGACGCUGCCCUCAGACACCCCGUCUCGGGCAACGCCGAGGGCUCGUACCUGACGAUGAGGUCGCAGGGCGGCGUCGAGUUCUUCGUCAUCAACAUCGUGGGCAACUUUGGCACCGUCUUCCUGGACAACGGCUACUACAACAAGGCCAUCGCCGCGUCUCCCGUCCACGCUCUCCCCGGCUACAUCCUCGGCGGCCUCUCGUGGUUCGCCAUCCCCUGGUUGACGGCCACGACCAUGGGCCUCUCGGCCCUGGCCCUCGAGUCGAGCCCGCGCUUCCCGACCUUCCCCGACCGCAUGACCGACGCCGAGGUUUCCGCCGGCCUGGCCCUCCCCUACGCCGCUGUCGCUCUCCUCGGCAAGGGCGGCGCCGCGGCGACCCUGCUGAUGAUCUUCAUGGCCGUCACCUCCGCCUCGUCCGCCGAGCUCAUCGCCGUGUCCUCCAUCUUCACCUACGACAUCUACCGGACCUACUUCAAGCCCGACGCCAGCGGCAAGCGCCUCAUCUACAUGUCCCACGUCGUCGUCGUCGUGUACGCCAUCGUCAUCAGCUCCGUCUCCGUGGGCCUCUACUACAACGGCAUCUCCAUGGGAUACCUCUACCUGCUCAUGGGCGUCCUCAUCUCCGCCGCCGUGCUCCCUGCCACCCUGACCCUCGUCUGGAAGGGCCAGAACAAGUGGGCGGCGACGCUCUCGCCCAUCGUCGGCACCAUCUUCGCCAUCAUCGGCUGGCUCGUCACUGCCAAGAAGACGUGCGGCGUCCUCGACGUGGCGUGCACGGGCUCCAACAGCCCGAUGCUGGCCGGCAACGUCAUUGCCCUGCUCUCCCCGGUUGUGCUGAUCCCCGUCUUCACGCUGGCCUUUGGCAUCGACAAGUACGACUGGAAGUCGAUGAUGGCGAUCCGUAGGGGCGACGACCACGACCUGGCCAGCGCGGCCGGCCUGGAUCUGGAGGAAGUCACGGGACACCACGAGUCGCAGGCGGACUUUGAGCGGGAGCAGGCCAUGUUGUCUCGCGCGUUCAAGAUAUCCGUCUCCAUGACGGUGUUCAUGACCAUUGCGAUGCUCAUCCUGUGGCCGAUGCCCAUGUACGGCUCCGGCUACAUCUUUAGCAAGCCCUUCUUCACCGGCUGGGUCGUGGUUGGCAUCCUCUGGAUCUUCUGCUCCUUUUUCGCCGUCGGCCUGUAUCCCAUCUUUGAGGGCCGCGCGACGCUCAUCCACACCGUAACGUCGAUGGUGUCCGGCAAGAAGCCGACGCGGCACAGCACCACCGUCACGCACGCCGAGCAGGAGGUCACGGAGAAGACGAGCCCCGGCACCGUCACACCGGAGAAUAAGGACGGAGGCAAGGAGACGAUCUCGUCGUGAUUGACUAGAGAGACUGUGUGAGAAACGGCUCGAUAAAUGAUGCUUGCAUGACUGAUGGAGAGAGAGGGGGGGAAUGUCGUGGUUCGGAGUCGUGGUUGCACUAUACCCUCGUUUACAUACCAAUUGUUCAAGAGAAAACGAUAUCCAGGAUUUUUAGGGAAGUAAUAGGAAAAUCAAAAGCAAGGAGU
This is a messenger RNA of Colletotrichum navitas, 2710 nucleotides long. Its product is annotated as sodium symporter family protein. Gene Ontology annotation, molecular function: putrescine transmembrane transporter activity; urea transmembrane transporter activity; spermidine transmembrane transporter activity. Gene Ontology annotation, biological process: putrescine transport; urea transmembrane transport; spermidine transport. The record is from RefSeq and is a predicted model, not a curated record. The transcript is spliced from 5 exons. The coding region runs from base 474 to 2522 and encodes 682 amino acids. Lineage: Eukaryota; Fungi; Ascomycota; Sordariomycetes; Glomerellales; Glomerellaceae. Gene Ontology annotation, cellular component: plasma membrane.